Molecule: messenger RNA, 2114 nt
Organism: Symbiodinium sp. CCMP2456
Lineage: Eukaryota; Dinophyceae; Suessiales; Symbiodiniaceae
Source: the annotation of a GenBank genome assembly
GCGACUGGUUCCCCACCUUCGCGCCAUGGUUUAUGGCGAUCUUGGGUCGGGGCGGCGUGACGCCGACGCAGCGACGGGCCCUGUUGCGAUUGAUUCUAGUCGCGGCUGAAGAACGGCUCGCGCUGGCGCCGCUCGUUGCCGCAUGGGCUCAAGAGGAGCCGUCGUCGCAACGCAUACGACUCAUCAAGCUAUCGCAAUCGCUCGCCGACGGGCUUCCCAUCGCCGACGCCGUCGAGCGGUUCCCGGUUAUGUUGAGUGACGAGGAGAUUCUGCUGGUCCGCUUCGCCAGCGAGUCUGGCACGCUCGUUUCCUCACUAAAACAGUACCUCGCAACAGAGGUCGACACCGCCGCUCCGGUCCGCAGCAACCUGCGCCGCGCGAAGAACUAUCUGCUGAUGUUUGUGCUGAUCGGGACCCCGCUCGCACUCUGGGUCUACACAUUCAUCGGCCCUGCGCUGGAGCAGAUCGAUGACGACUUUGGUGUGGGGGGCUCGGCGUUACGCCCUAUCAACGAUCUGCAGCACUUCGUGUUCGAUUGGAUCGUACCGUUUAGCAUCGGCGCCAUCGCCAUCUUGAUCGCCAGCCGUUGGAUGACGGGACCGUGGCGCCGCCUACGCCGCAGUGUGGCCCCGAUGCUGUUCGGAUCGGUGCGUCGCUUGCGUACUGCUCACCUGCUGCAACGGCUCAGCGGAAGUUGCGCUGCGGGGAAGCCGCUGGCCGGCGCCCUCUCCACACUUGCUCGCAAUCACUACGACCCGGCGUUGCGUCACAAGUUGCUCUACGCCCGCAACGAGCUGGCGCUCGGCGCCGAGCUUUGGCCGAGCUUCCACGCAGCGGGCCUGCUGACCGACAACGAAGCGCGUGCGCUCGGCGCCAGCGAGCGGCUCGACGCCAACGAGUCGUCGGGCGUAACCGCAUGGACGCUCGCCACGCUUGCCGAAGCCAAGCAGCGCCACGCCAUCCGCAAGCAAACUUGGUUGUCGAUGGCGCUGUGGCUCGCGGUGGUGCUGCUGUUCGGCGCCUUCGUGCUCGUCCAGACGACGAUCGCCCUCGGGCUGCUGGUCGCCCUGAUGUCGGUCAUGGCUUCGCUCGCGGUGCGUAACCAGCGGGUGCUCGCCGACAACCGCGCGUACCGCCUUGCGGUGGAUGAGCUGUCGAAUCAGCUCGAUAUGCUCACCGCGUUGCCCGCCGACGAAGCGGCGACAGCGCUCAAGGCGUUGAGCGGCGAAGAACCAGUAGGACCGCUCACCGGCGCCACGCUGCGGGGUGAGAUGGCGGACGAAGACAAUGGGCGCAGGCUAACCGUGACGCUCUCUUGGCCGGCCGCGAUCAAGCGACCAGCCAUGAAACAACGCCGCGGCUAUUCGCUGGUCGAGCUGCUGGUCGUGAUGGCGGCCGCCUCGACCGUCCUCACCCUCUCGGCGAUGCUCAUCCACCGCACGAUGCGUCUGGCGUCGCAGACGCGAUCGUUCCAUGCCGAAGAGGCGACCGCAUGGCGGCUCUCCUCUCAGUUGCGUCGCGACGCCGCCGGCGCCGUAGCGAUCGACCUUGAGGUGACGGGCGCCGAGUUGACCGUUGCGAUUCACGAUUCGGAAGCGGAGCCGAUCGUCUAUCGGUUCCUCGGCACCCAGGUGGAAAGAUCGCAACGACUCGAAGGGGAUCGUGUAGCGCGCGAUGCCUUUGUGCUGUCGAGUGUCGCUGAUUGGGUCGCCGAUGAGUUCGAAGGCUUUGAGGCUCGUCGUGCGGGCCGGAGGGGAGUCAACGCCAUGAGACGUCACCGACAACUACGCCGUAGCGCCGCGGUGCUCGUGGCGGCCCUCGUCUGCUUGCUGAUCGCGUUGUCGAUCGCCACGACGAUGAUCGUCGAGUCGAUCGCGCGUCGCGGCCAGUUGAAAAUCGAACUUCACGCCCGCCAGGCCGAGUUGCUCGUCCAAGCGGGGCGGGGCAGGGCGGUGGUGCGGCUCGCCGCCAGCGCCGACUACGACGGCGAGAGCUGGGCGCCCGAACUCGGCGACGGGCUCAAUGCCACCGUUGAUAUCUCGGUUGAGCCCGACGACGACGGCGCUAUCCGCGUCACGGUCGCGACGCAGUAUCCCACCGACAGCCCCCAAGCG